This is a messenger RNA of Dermacentor silvarum, 4879 nucleotides long. RefSeq lists its product as uncharacterized. The record is from RefSeq and is a predicted model, not a curated record. The transcript has 4 exons. The coding region runs from base 338 to 733 and encodes 131 amino acids. NCBI's taxonomy places the organism in Eukaryota, Metazoa, Arthropoda, Arachnida, Ixodida, Ixodidae.
GAACGGUUAGGCCUAGCAGACGGCUGCGGUGGCUCGCCCGCGGCGCGGCGGGGGCCUGUUUUUUGCGCGCCGUGGGAUUGCGAAGCUCGACGGAGAGGCCGACGGCGCGCAACCCUUUCGCUCCGCCGGGGGAGCCGUUGGCCGCCGCUGCCGCCGGGAGUCGACGGAGGGGCGCGCGCGCCACGCGGCCCGGGCCUGGCGCCGCCGACCAGCCUUCGCGCGAGAGCCACGAGCACACCGCCGUGUGUGCAGUGCUGUGUGCCGGCGGCGGCUUCGUCUCGGUGUUGCCCGGCGCUGUGCAGUGUGUGCUGUGCGCUCUGUGAGGAGGGGGUAUAGUAUGCUUUGCACGCGGCGGCUGCUGCAACGCAGCGUCAGCGACGAGGGCGGAGGCCGCCGCCGCACCACCACGCCGAGCCGCGCCGCUUUGCAGGACUGGCUGUUCCAAGCGCAAGUUGUUCGGGUCAUCGAACAACAUUGGAUAUACGCACAUACUCGAAGCACUGAUGUAUUCGUUUCUUCAUCCGGGGUCCGGACAUGUGCUCUGCGCCGGUCUGGAACUGCGCCUGCAGCCCUGCGGUCCAUACGCCCGCCCACUGUGAGUCCUCAACCAGCGUUGGAACUCUGCGGACUGGUCCGAAAGGAGGGCUCCGACUCCGAGGGCAACAAGAGCGCGACGUCAUUUGCCAGAGGGGAGCUGGCCCCGCCGCCGACUAUGGGACCGUGGGCCGAGUGAACGUUGCGUUUCUGUGUGCACCUGAAGUGAGGUAGUAGGUUGUAUAGUUCAGAACUACAUCUGCCAAGGAGAGCUAACUGUACAACUUGCUAACUUUCUUCGGGUCACACAAUGUUCAUCGAGCCCGCCUUCAACGUUCGAAGCCGCGCCUGAGAAGACGCACCCUUAAGAAGUUCUUCGCACUUUGUUCUUCUAUAACGUAACGUUCUUUUCGUGUCUUUGCUGAUCGUUGGAUCUACAGCCGAGGUAAGUACAAUUUGUCAGCAUUUUUUUUUUUUUUUUUUUGGCGUUGCCACCCCGCGGAGUAUUUUCGAUAGAGCUAACCGAUGUGUGGCUAUCUUGAGGUGCUGCAGCUUUAGAGUUUAUGACGAGGGGUUUGUCCAUCUGGAAAUUAAUUCUACUUUGCUCCUGAGAAAUUAAACUGUGUGGGGAGAUUCCUUACACCCUUGUCAGAGUGCUUUUGAUUUCAGAAACCCCACUGCUUGUUGCGCGAUGAAAGGCAUGGCUCGCUUUUAUAUAUAGUACAGAAAAUUGUCGCCGAUAGCCGUGUUUCCUUUCUGAAUUCGUCUGGCACCCUAACCGUGGCAGCGAUCAAGUCAGGCGACUUCACAUAUUUCGAGUUCUUUUCGUCGAUUUAAGUGGGCUUUAUGUUGCAGAAGUUGUGUAGCUGAAUCACUUGUUUUCAAAUAUUUCGACACUCAUUCAUUCAGCGAACAAUUAAGCGGCCUCAGCUGUGACGCCAAAGGUAACUUUUUCCGUACAGAUUGCGUAAUCUGCCAGACAAUACACUCGGGGAGUUUUGAGCUUCAUUGAAGUCGAUCUGCGCUUUACAACUCGAACGCCUUCGAAUCGGGAAGUCUCGUCGCGUCGCGCAUAGCUUCUUUGGUGUAGCCUGGCGGCAACUGCUAACCGAUACCUCAGCCGCACGAGCAGUAUUGGCAUCCAUUGAAACCGAUCUGCAUUGAACAUUUCGAGCACGAUUGAUCGAAGAACUAAGCGUUGCUAAGUAUAACUGCAUGCAUUGAAGCGUAGUGUAACGUGAGUGACAUUAGUCUACAUUUACUCGAGCACUGUAGAUAACGCCCGCAUGACAGCGCUAUAACUUCACGUAUUUGUGUAGUGUCCGUUUAACAAAAGCCGGGAUGGCAAAAUAUACCGUGUGUCCCAGCUAACGUUAGCCACGCUGUUUAGCAAAACAAAAUAUUUAAAAAAGACGAUGCAAGAUACAUUUAUAAAACCUACGGUGUUCAGUCAUCAAAGGUGUGGAGACCGAAGACUAUAGGUCUUAAGAUCGUAUCUUGCACCGUGUCUUUUAAAAUCUUUUUUUCUUAUUGUUGAACAGUUUGGCUAACGUUAGCCGGGACACCAUAUAUAAUAAAACUAUGAUGAUAUGACCAAGGCCAACCCUAAGCCUGCCUGGGCGUCACUCCGGGGGUGCGAAUUUAUGCCCAAAAUACGUGACAAAAUGAUGAAGAGCCCCAUUGUAUUCUGUAUGCCUGACUCCCCCCCCUCUUCCUGGGCGCAUUAACCGCGCCGGACUUUAAUUAAUGAUGCUGGCUCGCAUCGGUUAAGGGAAAACGGCCACGGGACACAAAGCGCCGAUCUCUCUCUCUCUCUCUCGAUCAUCAUCCUUUGGUCACCGUAUGUGCGCGGGCGAGGCCAGCGUCCGAUAAGGGCGCAAUAAACGGCCGCGCUGUUGCGCGCACAGCGCACGCAGUCCGGCGACGGUCGUUCUCCCAUCUGGCGGGCAGCGCGUGCGCCGUUACUCCCCCUCACUCGCUCUAUCUCUCUCUCUCUUUCGCCUCUUCCUAUCAAUUUCGUAUAAAAAAGCGCGCUCGAAAUCAUUUCUAUAAAAAAGAACACAUAAGGUAAAGGCUCCUCCGCCGCGUCCCAUCUGCCGCCGCCGUCCGCGCCUGCGGUCAAGGCGAAGGACUAUCGACGCGCUUCCGUUCACGCGCGCGCUCGGCAAACUUCCCUUUUCACCCUCUCUUUCUCUCUCACUCUCACAGAGUUCCUUCUCUAUCGGCCAUCCAGCAGCUCGCUUUGUGUCCACUGGCACAGCUACGCGCAGUCACCGUUAGCGUAUAAUCCUGACCAACGUGCUCAUAGGCCUUACUUCAGUGUUUCACAGGGCCACCGCUGCCGCGGAGGAUAACGGUAAAUGGUUAUGGUUAUUAUGAUUGGGAGAGAGAGAAAGUGAAAGAUGAAGGGCAGAGAGGUUAACCAGGUUAACUGCCCGGCUGGCUAUACUCUGCACAGGGGGAUUGGGUAGGGGCAGAAAAGGUAAGGAGAAAACGAAAACAUAUGAAGAAAAUCUGUCAUCACUAACGCUGUGAAUGGAUAUGACAGCGACUGUAGUUUUUCAAUGAGCCCGGGUGCUUUAAAACAUAUGCACGCACGCACGCAUUAGUGCUUUUUAGGGCUACUCGGGCUGGCCCCGUUGUUGGGACCAGGGUACAAGAAUUCGGUUUUCCGUAAUGGGAUGGCUGUCAAGCUUGUCGAGCUUGGUGCGGAGGACUUAUCUCUGUGCGCCGAAACGAGGACAAUUGCACAGAAGGUGCGCAGUCGUCUCUUUGCACCCACAGUCUUCACAUUCUGUACUUCUGCCCAUUCCGACGAGGAAGGAGUAUAGGCAUUAGCGAAUACUACUCCAAGCCAUAGACUGAGAAAUGAGAUUUAUAGACCUCCCGUCGUGGUAAGCCGUGUGGAAGGCAGAGCUUUAGAUGGGGAUUCAGUGAACAAAAGGGCUGGUUUGUGUUUGAUACAAAUUUCACCAAAAGAAGCUCGGGCGCAGCGAUUGGUCCUCCACCUCGGGAACGUUGGUCAGCAUAAGUGAAUUUGUUUAAUAUCCGUGCUUGUCGUUUCGGGUGCUCUUAUGUCGUUAAUUGUCACGCUUUUUGUCUGCCUAAGUUUCCCAGCAAACGUAAUUUUCCCAAACGCAGUGAGGCAGUCAGUCUCUUCGCAUAUGCAUAAUCUGUGCGAAUUGGAGCAUUUAUGGCGCAAUAUUUUGUAGAAUAUGAUCAAUUUGCAAAGUUACAAAGCCAAAAGGAAGUAGUUUAGGCCAAUCUAUACAUUCACUAGUCAUCGUUCUCUUGCUGGCUCAACUGCCAUACGUGCAGCUACCGUAGGCAGAGUGUUUUAGCGUGUUCUGUAUUCCGGUAUACGCAAAUGGUGUCUGCGUAAUACCGGGUUACCCGGGUUAUCUUGCGACGUAAUACCGGGUUAUCUUGUUACGCUUUGCCUAAUCACAAUGUCUUAUGGACAUGUUUUGAUGUUCCACUAGUGUUCUUGUCGAAAUAUAUACAUUAUAGAAGAGAACGUGUUCACAAUUGCUUCUCCGCCGAACAUUUAUACCAGUGGCGAAGUGGAAUACACUUGGUUACUACAAUAAUAGCUCUGUGUUUGUCUAAUUGAGCUCUGCGUCACCGCGUGGCGCCACCAAUCUGGCCGCUCACGUUUACGCCUCCCGUAACCCGGUAAUCCGCAAACGGUAAGAAGUUUGCGGGCGAACGAAAGCGCUCUGCUGUAGUCAAAGUUAUCUCUAUUAGUGUUUGCAGGAAACUGGUCCUUAGCGUACGAUCGCCUUUACAAACAAUAAAAUGUUGGCAGCUCCUUUCCGCAAUAGUAACUGUGUGUUUUAUAUUUUAACUUUAUCUUUGAGAGUUUCCUUACUCCUCGAUGAAGUUCGUUUCUGCGUUUGUGCCCACUCAGUGUUCUUUUUUGUAAUGGAUUUAACUCUGUAACUAAUGUCCUUGCUAAUAUUGACGCUCUCGGUAUCUCCAAUACAGACAAUGCAGGGAAGUCUAUUAUAGAGUGAUACAAACUAGAGACUUUAGUUGGUUUAGAUAGAGAGUUUAGCCUGGCUGGUCCAGUUGCUGGGCGAUAGUUGUGAUAUACGAAGGGAUCAUAUUAACACAAAUAUAGCACAUACAGUCACAGACAUACACCUACACAAUAGAGAUAUUUACAAUUUCUUUGUAAAUAAUCUAUAAUAGUCUGUAAUACAUCUUGUAACAUAGUCUAUAACAUAGCUAAUUACCUAACUUUAUAAUUAACACCUGUGAUAAAAUUAACGGUCUAUAACAGCAAUAUAGAGAGUGCAGUAAAGUCUACAAUAGAGUUUGCUGCUGUACGAAGACCAUUAAA